Malaya genurostris is the source of this 3062-nucleotide messenger RNA. RefSeq lists its product as uncharacterized. Gene Ontology annotation, cellular component: extracellular region. The coding region runs from base 746 to 2911 and encodes 721 amino acids. NCBI's taxonomy places the organism in Eukaryota, Metazoa, Arthropoda, Insecta, Diptera, Culicidae. Gene Ontology annotation, molecular function: chitin binding. The transcript is spliced from 5 exons. The record is from RefSeq and is a predicted model, not a curated record.
CAGAGCUUGCCGCUCAACUAGUCAGCAGCACACCAUCACGGAUACGAAAAAAGACGCGAGUGAAAAAGUUUAUAAAAAGGCGAACAGUGCGAUGCGGAAGAAAAUUGAAUCUCGAUAUACGGAUCUUCGAUAGAUCGUUUGGUGCUCUGGUGCUACAUGUGAAAUUUAAAUCCACUCCCGGCAGCAAUUGUGGUGUGAAAGCAUUCGACAAAAUCGAAGAGGAAAAGCAACCUUGGCGGUUUCCAUUGAAAUAUAAAUAUAGCUAGUGCCGCUACAAUGUGGGAUGAACAAAAGCCAGUUUAUUUACAAAGUGGAAAAUCUUAUCAUCCUAAUUCGUAGCUCCAGAAAAGGCAACAGUCAGAACACAUAAGCGAGCCUUUUCUAGUAGUGCUGUGGAAGCAUACGGUUACAAGGAAAAGUUUUGAGCAUUGGAAGCUUGCGAAGAGGACCGAGAGAAGAUAGCACAUAGAGGAGAUUUCAAAAUUAGAUUUAUGGAUUUUUAAGUGCUUUAUUGUAUAAAGAUUUGUGGCACGAUUCGGUUUCCGUGGAUUUUCUUUCUUUGCUACGUGCGGCUCUCAGAGGAAAAUCAUACAUACAUACAUACACACAUACGGACAGCGGAAGCAUUGCCACGGUGAAGUGUAAAGACCGAAGAUUGUUGAUUUUGGGAAUUACCGCGAGUGACAGUGUGAACAGCUUUGUGUGCAUUGUGGAAACUGGCAGAUCUCUCUUGGCUGUCAAACAGAUGAACGCUUGUUUGGAGAACAUGAUGCGACGGAAAUGUAUAGCUUUAACUGGAUGCUUCCUUCUAGUCAUGGUGCUAUCCACAAUAAGUCGAACAGCAGCAUUUGGUCUGCUAGAAAGCAUGAUGCUAAACCGCGACAUACUGGAAAUGCUGCGUCACGGUGGUUUUGACACAAGAGAACCGGCACGAAUAUUUUUACCACCGAAAUUUUACUCCUCAAUCAUAUUUGAUAGCGGUCAUCGCAGCCCGGAAGAAAUUCUGCGCACAAAUCUGGAGCUUAUGAUGGAGGCAGUUUACGAUGGCAGUCAAAUCCAACGGAACCGAACUUCAGAACCACUAUCGGAAACUACUCGUGUUCUCAAUCGACCCAAUUCUAUUUCGUAUUCCGAGGGAGGUACCGGAUAUCGCAAUAAAGGAAGCAAUGUAUUAGGGAAAAAUUCUGUAACACAUUUCAAAUCGUUUCCACCAUCACCGUCGUCAGCACCUUAUCCGGCAGCAAAAAGGAAGAGCUCGUCCAACUACUUGUCAAUCGUGGCAGAUCAGACGAGAAAUGAUGUGACACAAAUCGUUUCUAGUCACGGUGGCAGACUGAAUGUCGGCUCUACGAGCGUCAACAGUCGUCCGGAUGACCCAUCUUUAGGUUACAAUCUUCGACUAGCUCUACCUGGGGAACCAGAUGUUGAUUAUCCGAUUUUGGGACAUAUCCCCGAAACAGGUUUCACCUGCUUUCAACGACGUGAUGGUUACUACGCUGAUGUAGAAGCCCGUUGCCAGGUGUUCCGGGUCUGUGCCAAUACCGACGACACGGGUAGUGGAUUCGCCUUUCUCUGUCCGAAUGGAACGUUAUUUAAUCAGAAAUACUUCGUCUGCGAUUGGUAUAUGAACGUCCGCUGCGAGGAAAGUGAAAAUUACUACGACAAGAACGAGGAAGUGGGCAAAAAUACCGCUGACUUUGGUAAAAUGAUGGGAGCCGUUAUGUCGAUGGUUAGCUACCCGAUGGUGUCCUCGUUGUUCGCAGGCGGCGAAUUCGGCAGUGAUAAAAGAGCGAAUUUAUUCAACGAUCAUGUGAAUCAUCACAAUAAUGCUGCUUCUGCUAAAGGAGGUGGCUUUAAGCCUUUGGAUGCUCGCCAUCAAGCUCAGCAUCAGUCGAUAGGUGGAGACCGUUCGGGACAGCAACAUGUAGCGAAAACGGGUGACGGAUUCCAAUCAAAAUUCAAUCAAGGAACCACUUAUGGAGAACAAGCUGUUGGGAACGGAGCCAACGUACCAGUAUUAUCUCAGCAAGUGUAUGUCUCGAGCUUAGGAACACUUUCGACUGACCCACUAUCUGGAUUCGAUCCAGCAAAGUCAACGUUUCUUAUUCCACCUUCAAAGAGCAAUGAUGUGGUUCCAUCACGACUGGGAGAAGGUGGAAAAUUGUCAUCCCUGAGCCAGCAGUAUUCUAACGAAGAGACUGUACCUGCGUCUCCAAUUUCGAAUUCCAAGUUCGAGUUGCUUAUGGCGAAUCUGCUGAAGUCCUGGACGGAGACCGGUUACGCCAAGAUGCCUCCACCAAAAACUCAAUCUCACAUGCAAAUUCUUCCACCAUCAGGCGUCCUUCCACCAUCACCGAGCCCAUUCGGUAUUCAUAGAUAUUCGAAUGUUAUUGGAGCUUCUCAGAUAGCACAAGUCCCGUCGGCACCGCACAAUCCGAACCUGUCAACGGUUCAAAAAGUGUUUCGUGUGAAUAAAGCGUACGUUACUCCACAAAGUUACUAUCCUGCCAGUUACUAUGGACCUCCUCGAACCGUACACAGUAAUCCACCCGCGGUUUCUUGGGCUGAAAUUAACAUUCCCAAACAGAUCCCCGAUGCAUCUUUAGUGCUUGCUGUAUCACAACCGCAGCUUUCUCGAAGAAACGAUGUAGUCCGAAACCGAGCAAUGCGACCUGUUACGAACCCUGUAAGACGUGAUGUGCACUAUGAUGUUGAGGUUGUUCCUGCAUUUAGUUACUAUCUCAAUAAUGCAAAGGAAAGAAAAUCAUACCAAGAAAGUCUUAAGAAUUUACCAUCGAUUUCGGUGAUUGUAGAUGAUUUGGUACGAAAAUCAUCUACUCCAUAUAGUGGAUCAUCGUCAUACAAUGUGCCAAUUGGAAGUAUAGGACCAUUAUAUGCUACCAACUAUUAAAUACGGUAAUGAUCGAAACGAAUAGGCGACCAAAGGCUUUCCUGAAACUCUGAACGUAAUGAGGAUACUGAGGUCUUUUUCUGUAGUUGGUAUCUAACAAUACAGAUAUUAGUUCAAUGAGCGGAUAGUGUUAUUUAAAAUGCCGAUAUAU